AGGACCCAGCAGGCGGCGGCAGGCGGCAGUUGUGUAGAUCGCUGAGAGACUACGAGGGUCCGGUUCAGUUUUAAUUCUGUCUCUAAUCUCUGCAACAGCGGCGCUUCCUGGGUCCCGCGGCUCCCCUGCUCAUUCAGCCGAGGCUGGCCGCCAGGCGAAAAUCAAAGCCGCCUCCGCCCCAUCACCCACAAUGGAAACCCUCCAAGAAAAAGUGGCCCCGGACGCGUGUGCCUAAGGAUUCCGCACAAAAGAAGUGCCCAAAAUGAAGACCCUGGUGCGCCAUGGUCUGGCAGUGUGUUUAGCGCUCACCACCAUGUGCACCAGCUUGUUGCUCGUGUACAGCAGCCUUGGAGGCCAGAAGGAGCGGCCCCCGCAGCAGCAGGCAGCGGCGACCCUCAGCUCGCGGCGCUCGGCGGAGAGCAGCCCCCCGCCGCGCCCGGAGACCCCCGCGGGACCGCGGCCGCUGGACGGAUACCUCGGCGUGGUGGACCACAAGCCCCUGAAAAUGCACUGCAGGGACUGCGCCCUGGUGACGAGCUCGGGGCAGCUGCUGCGCAGCCGGCAAGGUGCCCAGAUUGACCAGACGGAAUGUGUCAUCCGCAUGAACGACGCCCCCACGCGUGGCUACGGGCGCGACGUGGGCAACCGCACCAGCCUGCGGGUCAUCGCGCAUUCCAGCAUCCAGCGGAUCCUGCGCAACCGCCACGACCUGCUCAACGUCAGCCAGGGCACCGUCUUCAUCUUCUGGGGCCCCAGCAGCUACAUGCGUCGCGACGGCAAGGGCCAGGUCUACAACAACCUGCAGCUGCUGAGCCAGGUGCUGCCCCGGCUGAAGGCCUUCAUGAUCACGCGCCACAAGAUGCUGCAGUUCGACGAGCUCUUCAAGCGCGAGACCGGCAAAGACAGGAAGAUCUCCAACACUUGGCUUAGCACUGGCUGGUUCACAAUGACAAUAGCCCUGGAGCUCUGUGACAGGAUCAAUGUUUAUGGCAUGGUGCCCCCAGACUUCUGCAGGGAUCCCAACCACCUUUCAGUACCUUAUCACUAUUAUGAACCUUUUGGACCUGAUGAAUGUACAAUGUACCUGUCCCAUGAGCGAGGACGGAAGGGUAGUCAUCACCGCUUUAUCACAGAGAAACGAGUCUUUAAGAACUGGGCACGGACAUUCAAUAUUCACUUUUUUCAACCAGACUGGAAACCAGAAUCUCUUGCUUUAAGUCAUCCUGAGACUAAACCUGUGUUCUGAGGAAUGUGUGUGGCCAGACGGAAAUCCUAAGAACCCCACUGUAUCAACCACUGGGCCACUGAACUUCCUAAAACACCAGACACGAAAGAGGAACAGAACUGGUUACAGGAACAGCUUCCUCCUCAAGAGGUACCAUGUAUAGAUGCCUCUGAGGCAUGACUACAAGUAGUGCAGUUGGUCUAUAAGGGAAGAUUCCAGAAUUAAUACAUCCUAGUGAGUGUUGUCCCUUUCUAAAGGGGUUACCUUAGGAGCCAAAUGCGCAUUUCAGCGAUGCUGCCAUGGCAAAAAGUGUGUAGGAUCUUUUUAAGUAUUGCCUUCGAAACUGAGACAUAAACAACUCAGCAUUAGAUGUAUCCCUUUGUAGAAAUACCACCUCUAAAGUCAUUUUUCUAUCAAAUUGUAUCCUAACCUGAACUAUAACCUUUGUUAUCUGUUGGACUCUGUAUGUGUGAUUUAUAAAGAGCAGCCUUGAAAAUAUGGACAUGAUUUCUGAAGAGUACAUCUUCACUUUCAUAAGCAAAUGCCCAAUAUUUAUUUAUUGAGAGUUUUUUAGUGUGCGCUAGGCCAGUAUUUUUAUAGAUUAUGAUUAUGUGGUAAUUUAUCUGUCCUAAUUAUUUAAUCCGGAAUGAUAACUGGAAAAGGCCCAGAACUGGGAGAUGAACUACCGUGUUCAUAGUGCUCAUUGUUAGCAAGCAGUAUAUGACUUGGAAACAUUGCACUGCAUUUUUUGAACCCUUGGGCUUCGAAAGCAACUAUGAUAUUUUCCAACAUGCAGAAAUGCUCCAGAUGACAAUAUUGAAAACCAAAAACUGUGUUGUUCAAACAAAAAACAGGCCAACAACAGAAACUGAAAGACAGUUGGCUUGGGUAAUAAUUAAUGUAGGUCACUCCAUUUAAGCCCUAUUUUGCUCUUCUGCAAAGUGAUGUCACUGUACCCGAGGACAGUGACAUCACUUAAGUUUCAUGCCAGAUCUGAAAUUCUCCCAGUGAGCAUCUCGUUGGUCUACAUAAGGACUUUAUACUUGGAAUGAUGGGGCUCCUGCGGUCGCAGGAGCCUUAUUUUAGGGGGCCUUUUAUAUCUCCCUAGGGGCUUCCCUGGUGGCUGACAGUAAAGAAUCUGCCUUCAAUGCAGGAGACUCAGGUUCAAUCCCUGAGUUGGGAGGAUCCCCUGGAGAAGGAAAUGGCAAACCACUCCAGUAUUCUUCCUGGAGAAUUCCAUGGACAGAGGAGCCUGGUGGGCUACAGUUCAAGGGGUCACAAAGAGUCAGACACGACUGAGCGACUAACACUUUCACUUUCCCUACUACCUAGCUCCCCCUUGUGGUUUAAAAAUGCCUCCUCCCUGGACCCCAUAGGCAAAAAUCCAUUCCCUGAUUCUCUGGUGCUUUUUGCACCAAAAGAGUGGGAGAGAAUGUAUGUGUAUUGCAGCAGGCGAGGGGGGACUGCCGGGGGAGACUUUCAUCCUAUUCCCUGUGAGAGAGUGAGGCAGGAGGGAGAACUUUCAUGCUGUUCUCUGAAUACAACAAGGACCUACACCUCUGUGAAUCUGUGAGAAGAGAACCCAAGAUUUUUCCAUCACAUGACUCAUUUAUCCUAUGAACUAUUCAGAUUCACUCACUGCAAAUCUUAUAUUCACUGCCGUUCCCUGGUCUUCAGGAGUAUAAAGGACUUAUUUUAUUCAAAGCCAAGAUCAGCUAGUAUGGAAGAUUUCAAUUAUGCAAGUAAUAUUGUUCAAAAAUAGUCUUUUAAAAAAUAUAUCAAUGUUUUCUUUACUCAUGGCUUAGGAGGAAUUAAUUUCUCUAAUGCCAAAUUUGAAGGCACCAGCAAAUAUUAUGUAUGGAGACUGAUGUUGUUUUACAAAACAUGACCUGGUUUGUGAUUAAAGAAGGUUUCUCAAGUUA
This is a messenger RNA of Odocoileus virginianus texanus, 3147 nucleotides long. It is a transcript of the gene ST6GALNAC5, whose product is annotated as ST6 N-acetylgalactosaminide alpha-2,6-sialyltransferase 5. Gene Ontology annotation, molecular function: alpha-N-acetylgalactosaminide alpha-2,6-sialyltransferase activity. The record is from RefSeq and is a predicted model, not a curated record. Gene Ontology annotation, biological process: ganglioside biosynthetic process; oligosaccharide metabolic process. Lineage: Eukaryota; Metazoa; Chordata; Mammalia; Artiodactyla; Cervidae.